UGGAGGACAGGAGGAAGUCAGAUCACUUACGAAAUGUUACAAUGCUCCUCUGAUGUCCACAGAGUCUCUGGGUUCAUUCUCAGCUCAUUGUGACUUUAAAUCAGCAGCAUGAGCGGCGGAGUGUGUCGCAGAGUCCUGCAGGCCGCCGGCUCUCCUCCCGCGGCUCCCUGGACCGGCUGCUCCCGCUGCAGGCUGCUGCUGCCGGCCGGGCCGAACUCUGGACCCCGCAGAGGGCUGUCGGUUCCCGGCAGAGCGACCAUGAAUGUGUUCAACAGGGAGAUGAAGAAGAGGCAGAAGAACUGGGCAGCUUCUCUGCGGGACGGCCACCAAUACGACUACCUGAGGGAUGAGGUAGGCAGUCGAGUUGCAGAUCGAGUCUAUGACAUUGCAAGGACCUUUCCUCUGGCUCUGGACAUCGGUGGAGGAAAGAGUCACAUUGCAGAACAUUUAAACAAGGAGGUUGUGGAGCGUUUCUUCCUGACUGACGUCUCAGAGAAAACUCUGAAACAGAGACGCCCGACCGAGAUCCCGACUCAUCACGUUCUGGCUGACGAAGAGUUUCUGCCCUUUAGAGAAAACACCUUCGACCUGGUGGUGAGCAGCCUGAGUCUGCACUGGAUCAACGACCUGCCUGGAGCUCUCAGACAGAUCCAGCAGGUGCUGAAGCCUGACGGCGUGUUCAUCGGGGCGAUGGUUGGCGGCGAGACGCUGUACGAGCUGCGCUGCUCGCUGCAGCUGGCAGAGACGGAGCGGGAGGGGGGCUUCUCCCCCCACGUCUCCCCCUACACCGCCGUCACCGACCUGGGGAACCUGCUGGGACAGGCUGGCUUCAACAUGCUGACUGUGGACAUCGAUGAGGUUCAGGUUCAUUAUCCAGGAAUCAUUGAAGUCAUGACAGAUUUACAAGGAAUGGGUGAGAGCAACUGUGCCUGGAACAGGAGGUCGCUGCUGCACAGAGACACCAUCUUAGCAGCUGCGGCCAUUUAUAAAGAGAUGUACGGCAGCGAGGACGGAUCCAUUCCCGCCACCUUCGACAUCCUCUACAUGAUCGGCUGGAAGCCUCACGAGUCUCAGGCGAAACCAGCAAAGCGAGGCUCGGCCAACGUGUCGUUUGGGGAUUUAUCAAAGAUCGGCCAGCCGACAGACACCAAGCCAUAGAAGCACAAACUGCUGCAGAGUGUAAAUAAUAUAUUUAUGUUUUGUUUAAAAGCUGAAGUGAGGUGUUGAAUUAUUAUAAUAUCAUCAUCCAGAAUAAAAUUGAAUAAUA
Molecule: messenger RNA, 1267 nt
Organism: Centropristis striata (black sea bass)
Lineage: Eukaryota; Metazoa; Chordata; Actinopteri; Perciformes; Serranidae
Gene: ndufaf5
Product: NADH:ubiquinone oxidoreductase complex assembly factor 5
Exons: 11
Coding region: 109-1158 (349 amino acids)
Biological process (GO): mitochondrial respiratory chain complex I assembly
Cellular component (GO): mitochondrion
Molecular function (GO): S-adenosylmethionine-dependent methyltransferase activity
Source: RefSeq, a predicted model, not a curated record